Molecule: messenger RNA, 2816 nt
Organism: Dicentrarchus labrax (European seabass)
Lineage: Eukaryota; Metazoa; Chordata; Actinopteri; Moronidae
Gene: rtn2a
Product: reticulon 2a
Exons: 12
Coding region: 636-2093 (485 amino acids)
Source: RefSeq, a predicted model, not a curated record
AAUCUCAUUAACUGCUGUGUAUUUGGAGCUUCUGACCUGGUUUACAUUAACUCUUGAGGUUUAUUAUGGACUAUAUGUGUGAUUAUCCAGUUAUAAGUGGGACUAAACCUUUUAUCUGCUGUAGUUGGUCUCUGCUGGCAGUAUUUCAGUUAAGCAAUUACUUUGGACCAGAGGCCAGCAGAGGGCCUGGGGCCUGUUUCACACCUGGACCACUGUGCCUGCCCCUAUAAGAUCCUGAGAUGAAAUCACAUGACGAGGGAGAGGGAUAGAGAGAGAGAGAGAGACAGAGACAGAGGAGCUGUGAAUGGGAGACGACAACGAGCUCAGACAGAUACAAGGACACACACUCAUGCUUCUCUCCCUUCGCUGUAGCAUACAUUACUCCAGCUGCAGUCAUAACGAUGCAAGAGGGGCUGAUGGGAGGGAGGAUAGCGGAGUGAGGCAGGCAGGGCGGGGCUGCUGAGUGACAGAGCGGGAGGCAGGAGAGCGAGGAGGAAGCUGCUCAACAGACGACCAAGAAACAGAGGGAGGAGGAAGAGAGAGAGAGAGAGAGAUCCACAGGACGUGAGAGCCGGCACCAGAGGAGGGGGGGGGGGCUUCCAGACUGGAUGGGCCCAGCGAUGCCUUGAUGGAGUAUGGGCCAGGUUUUAGGAUUCUCCCACUGCCAGGAAUAUGGCUCUGUGGCAUCCACUCCAGACUCAACGCCUCCCUGCACCGAUGGCGGAAAUGAAGAGUCGGAGAUGUGCGAGCUGCAAACAGCCAGGGAAUGGUCUGAUGAUGAGGAGGGAGGAGAUGGGGAUCCAGAUGAUGACGAGGGAUUGGCUUCGUCCCCGUCGAUCUGGGGCACGCCGCGCCAGAACUCCUUCGAGCUGACUUUCUCUUACAUUGCCAUCGCUGAGCCCGAAGCAGUGGGAGCGUCGCGACACCUUCGCGACCGACGCAGGGCCGGCUCUCGCGGAAGUCGCACUCCUUUGAUCCGCACGGACACCCUGGAAACACUGUUAGACUCCCCGGAUGUAGACUGGGACCCUGAAGCCUUCCUCAGUCAAGAGGAAGAAGAGGAAACAUCAGAGAGGAGAGAGCAGGAGAGGGGGGAGGCUAGGGCAGCGAGUGCAGCGUUGAGAAGGGAGCAGCACAGACAAACUGACACUAUUACAAUCCAGCCCUCUCCCCAAAGUCUAGACCCAGAAAGAGAGGAGCCCCUGAGCAGUCAGACCCAGAGUGUCCAGCCUCCCUCUCCGUCCCUCUCUUCCCAGCAUCAGAGCCCCUCACAGAUACUCCUGGCAGCAGCAGCCUCACCGACCCCCGAGCCAGAGUCUCCCAUCACCAGGGAAACAAUUUCUGUCAAGCUGCUCACAUCUGUGCGACCCAGAGGCCCGGCAUCCUCGUCGCCAGCUGCCAUUGGUCUAAACUCUCAGGAACAGCUGGUCAGCGAUCACUGGUUUUCAGCGCUUAACCUAUCAGAGGACCCGACAGUAUGCACCCUCAUAGCAGUGAUGGACCUGAUCUACUGGAAGGACACAGAGCGGACAGGCAUGGUGCUAACAGGGUUAGUAGUUGGCCUGCUGUCCCUGUUCCAGCUCAGCAUCAUAACUGUGGUCUCCACAGUCUCCCUGGCUGUCAUGUGCUUCACCAUCUCAGUGCGCAUCUACUACCAACUCCUCUACAUCCUCAACUGGGGCGAUGGACAACACCCCUUCAAGUCAUACUUGGACCUGGACAUCAGUUUCAGUGGCGAGGAGGCCGAUCUCUAUAUGCAGAAAGCAAUCGUCAUGACUCUGUCUGCUGUCGAAUCUCUGAAGGGACUCUUUUUUGUUGGAAACCUCUUUGAGUCACUUAAGCUCCUGGUUCUGUUGUACCUUGUGACGUACCUGGGAGACCUGUGCAAUGGCCUUACUCUGCUCAUCAUCAGUGUGAUCGCUGUCUUUUCUCUGCCACUUUUCUACAGACAACGCCAGGAGCAGGUGGACACCUACAUUGCAAAAAUCCAGGCCAACUUUGACAACAUCAAGGACACCUUUCAAAGACUUGCCCAUGGUGGUGGCCCUCCUCCUGACCCAACUCCCGGUGGCGCCAAACCCAAAGGCCAGUAAACGCUGAUGGAGAAGAACUUAAAGAAAAGCUCCCCAGAGUUACAGGCUGUCACUCAGAUGUCUUACCCAGCAGUCAGUGCUCCAGAGAAACGGAGCUCCAGAGACUGGGGAAGGGAAGGGAGGUUACUUAAUAAAUGGACAAUGAUGAGGAUCACGCAUGGUACUUUAUACUCUAACUGUAUCUAAGUUAUGGGGUCAGAGGUUGGGGUUUUGGGUUAAAACUUAAUCAAGGUGAAAUCAAGGUGUAUGAAUCCUGGAUGAGACUCUUGCUGCUGGCGUCAGAGGUGGAAAGAUUCAACGACACAGCUCGUCACACGUGACCAUCCUUGGAAAUACUGUUUUUAAUAUAUAAAAAUGACUCAAGAAGUGUCUUAGAUUGUUGAGAGCUAUAGUCCAAAUGAUGUACUAAGACCAGGAAGCUUCCACACCGACAGCUACUCACCCGAGGAAAAGGGAAGUCAGUUGUUAAGGUGAUUUAAGUGAGGGGACAAAUACAGGGGGUCAUCAUUAUUCAUGGCAACAUAAAAAAAAAAUGGCAAUUAAGGAUGCAUGUGUCAGCGCAUUUACUUUUCUGGCUGCAUUUUCAUUCUCAUGACAGUUUAUCUGGAUGUAUGCGCGUGUGAGUUUGUUUGUGUGUGUGUGUGUGUAUGUGUGUAAUUCCUGACAUACAGCUCGCUGAAAUGAAACCUAAAAGCAAUUAAAGUCACAUUUCUUCUAUCUUUA